Messenger RNA from Misgurnus anguillicaudatus (oriental weatherfish), 997 nucleotides. It is a transcript of the gene pstk, whose product is annotated as L-seryl-tRNA(Sec) kinase. NCBI's taxonomy places the organism in Eukaryota, Metazoa, Chordata, Actinopteri, Cypriniformes, Cobitidae. The record is from RefSeq and is a predicted model, not a curated record. Gene Ontology annotation, molecular function: tRNA binding; kinase activity.
AUGUCUCGCACCGGCACCUGUCUCUGUGUCCUGUGCGGUUUACCGGCAGCGGGAAAAUCCAGCCUUGCGGAGGUGCUGCGGGGUCGCGCGCGAAACCGCGGCUGGGACACGCUGCUGGUGACGUAUGACGAAUUGAUCCCUGCACGGGACUGGCGCGAGGCUGAAUGGAAGCAGCAAAGGAAGACGGUUCUGACGUGUCUGGAGAGAUUCCUGCAUCAGACACACACACUAUCAUCUGAUCAGACACACAAACACACCGACGAUGACGUCUGGUUGCACUUUCAGCAGAUACACAAGCAGAGCACAUCACAAACACAAACUCAGCCUCUCCUCGUGCUGCUGGAUGACAACUUCUAUUAUCAGAGCAUGAGAUAUCAAAUCUACCAGCUCGCCAGAAAGCAUUCAACAGGCUUCUGUCAGGUGUUCCUGCAGUGUUCCCUGGACGUUUGUCUCCAAAGAAACCAGCGGAGAUCCCUGAGUGUUCCUGAUGAAGUGCUGGUACAGAUGUCUGACCGGAUGGAACCUCCAGACGGGAGCAGAAACUCUUGGGAGCAACAGAGCCUGACGGUGGACAGCACAGAUGAAGUCACAGAUGAAGAUGUUCAAAAGCUGAUGAACUUGUUGGAAUCUACCAUGGCAAACCCGUUAAGUCCCUUCCAGGAUGACUCUCAGCUCAAGGAGGCAGACAGACAGAUUUGUGCAGCUAACAUUCUCCACCAAGCUGAUCAGAUGUGCAGGCGGCUCAUUUCUCAAGCGAUGACAUCAGUUCGCGAGAAUCAGGCAUCUUCAGAUGUUCUGAAGGUUCUUGCUAAGGAGCUGAAUAAUUUAAAGACUCAUUUCCUGCAAGAGCUGAAGAAGGAGCUCCAUCGUCGUGUUUCUCUCAGCCCAGAAGAGCCAAUAAAUACAGAGAAACUUCUGAUGACAGCGGAGAGAGCAUUUAAGAGGGACACACAAAACUGCAUACAAACACAAAUAAAUGAACACUAGACUUUGUACA